AGGAGCAGGAGGAGGGAGGAAGAGGCGGAGCGGCAGCGGGAAGCUGGAAGAGAGGAGGAGAGGCGGGAUCACGCGGCUCCAGCGCUCGCUGAACUCGCAGCCCCCCGGGACCAUCGCCCCCCAUCCCGCAGACCAGGAUUUCCCAUUCCCAAACCUUGGCCAGAUAUAGGAGGAGGCUGCGAGGAAGAGGAAGAUGCCCCGGGACCCCCAGGCAGACAAGGAGCUGAGGACGGAGCCCAGGGAGGACAAAUCCCCGCAGCAGAACCUGGUGGAAGAGGCUGUUUUGAGUGGCUCCACGGCACAGGAAUCCAACGGAGAGGAAAAACCGCAGAGACCCCGCAGGAGGAGGGGCUGCAAACUCAGCCCAGGGUGCUCUGAGGAGGAAAGACCCACCCUGUGCCGGGAAGGCGGCCAGAGAUUGAGCCAGAGCUCAGACCUGGUGGUCCAUGAGCGGCUUCACAGUGGGGAGAAGCCCUACAAGUGUGGGGAAUGCUGGAAGAGCUUCAGCACGAGCUCCAACCUGAUCCGCCACCAGAUGAUCCACACUGGGGAACGGCCCUAUGAGUGUGGGGAAUGCUGGAAGAGCUUCCGCCGGAGCUCCCACCUGAUCGUCCACCAGAGGAUCCACACUGGGGAACGGCCCUAUGAGUGUGGGGAAUGUGGGCAGAGCUUCAGAGACAGCUCCACCCUGCUCCGCCACCAGAUGAUCCACACUGGGGAACGGCCCAAUGAGUGUGGGGUGUGUGGGAAGAGCUUCCGAGUCAUCUCCACCCUGCUCCGCCACCAGAUGAUCCACACUGGGGAACGGCCCUAUGAGUGUGGGGAAUGUGGGAAGAGCUUCAGCCAGAGCUCCAGCCUGAUCCAUCACCAGAGGAUCCACACAGGAGAGAGGCCCUACAAGUGUGAUGAAUGCCAGGAGAGCUUCAGCACGAGCUCCACCCUCCUCCAGCACCAGAGGAUCCACACUGGGGAACGGCCCUAUGAGUGUGGGGAAUGUGGGAAGAGCUUCAGCAUGAGCUCCCGCCUGAUCAUCCACCAGAUGAUCCACACUGGGGAACGGCCCUAUGAGUGUGGGGAAUGUGGGAAGAGCUUCAGCUGGAGCUCCCACCUGAUUGUCCACCAGCGCAUCCACACAGGAGAGAGGCCCUAUGAGUGUUCCGAGUGUAGGAAGAGGUUUCACUCCAGCUCCACUCUCCUCAGGCACCAGCGGAUUCACACAGAGGAGAGGCCCUUCCGCUGCCCCGACUGCAGGAAGGGCUUCAAGCAAAACUCCCACCUCGUCAGGCACCGGCGCAUCCACACCGGGGAGAGGCCCUACGAGUGUCCCCAGUGUGGGAAGAGCUUCUCCAGGAGCUCUCACUUGACCCAACACCAACGGAGGCACCGGUAAGGGAAGCCCUGCGAGUGCCCCAAGUGCAGGAAGAGCUUCAUCCUCUACUCCAACUUCAUCCCCCAGUGGAGGAUCCACGUUUGGCAGAGCCCUGGUGACCCACAUUCCCUGUGAUCCAGUUUGGGAAGAGCCCUGGCUGGUGCUCUCCACGUCCUCCUGGAUCCCCGUAGGCACCUGGGUGAACGCAGGGGCUGGAACAUCCAUCGGGACUCUGACUGAAAUCGGAAAUUCAUUGGGAAGAGCUGAUUUGUUGAGUUUACGGCCCAAAAAUUCUCACCUGCUCUGUCCAGUUGUUUCUUCUGGUGGCAUCCAGCAAUCCUGGAUGAUCUUGGAGGUCAUUUUCAAUCUAAAUAGUUUCCUCCUUCAUCCUGUCAAAACAACCAAAAUUAGGGUAGAAAUAAAGGAAUUCAACAAAGGUA
Messenger RNA from Corvus hawaiiensis (hawaiian crow), 1809 nucleotides. Its product is annotated as zinc finger protein with KRAB and SCAN domains 7-like. Lineage: Eukaryota; Metazoa; Chordata; Aves; Passeriformes; Corvidae. Gene Ontology annotation, biological process: negative regulation of transcription by RNA polymerase II; regulation of cytokine production; regulation of immune system process. The record is from RefSeq and is a predicted model, not a curated record. The transcript is spliced from 3 exons. The coding region runs from base 194 to 1390 and encodes 398 amino acids.